ACUUCUAAGGGUAUUGGAUUGACUAGUAAUUUGCAUGGCCAAUCAAGAAAGCUAAGAAUUCAACCUUCUUCUUUUGUAUAAGGCAUGCUCGGCCUUAUCCCCCACCCCUACAUCCAAUUCUACAUGUCCAUCAUCCGUUCUAAAUAAUCAAAUCAUUAUAAAAAAGACUUCAGUCUUAUUAUUUUAUUUGCCUUUAUAUUGAUAAUGUAUCUUGUAUUUCAACCAAUCAAACUAAUUUUCAUAUUAUAAUGUAAUUAUUUCAACCAGUCAAACUUCUUCUUAUAUUGUGAUACAAUUACUUUAUCCAAUGAAAUGUCUUUUUCUGUUGUACAUCUUUACAUACAUUAUCUUAAUGCAAAUCUUAAUUUUUAUUCAGUUCACAUCCACAAUGCUAAUUGUCCUUUACUGUCCAGUGUUCAUUGUGGGUUGCGUUUGACACAGACUGUCUCACACGCAUCGUAGGCAAAUCUUGCAAGGACAGUGUCAGGGACUAACACAUGGUUUGGAUCUUCCACAUCUUUGCGAAAAUCUUCCAGCAACGCAGCAGUCAUGAUGAUGGAAAGGAUGUACAGUUUUUCUGGCUGAUUCAAUUUUUGCUUCACCAGUUUGUAGGCCUUCAGUAUUGCCCCAUGGCUCACAGCAGCUUUUGCCCUGGUGAAGUAGAUGUGUACAGAAACCGCCCAGUCUGCCAUGCAUCCAUCCAUGUGAUGCUUUUGGGGUCCGUGAUCGGCUAUUAAUCCAGUGCAGAACCUUCGUCACAUGGCCAGUAAUUCUUUUACAAUGAACUUCAUAGAUGAGACAAACUAACGCUACGUCUGCUUCUAUGUCAUUCUCUGCCCCGACCAUUUUAUCGUCGCCCAUUUUUGACUGGUCGAUGUCGGAGGGAUUACGCCCAAUGCCUCAUUUAUUUCAGGUUCUUUGGUCAGCAAUGCCUCCCAUGUACUUUUAUCAAGUGUUACAUCGUAUAUAUUGGAGCAUAAGCUUGACUUACUGGUUGGUAAACAAUGUACAUCACUCAAAUGCCAUGGUUUUCUCCCACCUGCUGGUCUGUUUCAGUGUCUUCUGUCAUAGCAGCUUGAACAACAGGUACAAUCUGUUGGAAAUCUUGCUAUGCCUCUCUCAACAGUCGAAUCUUGUUUAAUAUAUGCAAUUCGCUGAAGACAAUCUAGGCAACCCCCUGUUUGCUUUGCCAUACAGUGCCCAUGAUAUCAUCACUAAGUUUGAAGAAUUGAGACAUUAUUAUGAGGGUUUAAAAACCACGAGUAUAUAUAAUACUGGUCACGUGUGCUUUCUUGCGCUUGGCGAAAGCAAGAGGCAGAACACCAGCUUGGGAGAGAGGGAGAACAGCUUUAUUCAACCAAACUGCAAAUCAACUCUUUACUGCUGCUUCGAGCGAGUCACUCUGUACUCAUCUGCUAGUAUCAGUGCAAGAGCUAGCAACAAUAUGAUUCUUGGUAACCAGCAUGUUACUUCUUAUACUUUUAAUUUGUGCGGGAGUAGAUUUAGAACUCAGUUGGUCAAUUGACCACCGGAAGAACAUCAUUUCCUAUAGUAAUAAACUGAUGGACAUCAGAUGACCAAUAGCUAGAUGAAUGGUUAGAAAUCAGAAGACUAGUCAUAAAUCAGAGCCAAUAAUGACCAUACGAUAUUGGUGGUCAAAACGUAUCUAAAUUACUUGGAAACAGUUGGUGAUUCAUAAAUAGAGUGAACUAAACAAGCAUUCUUUAUGACUUCAAUCUGAGACUUCAGCUAUUACCACAUAAUUACAUAAACUUUAAAAAUUUGCUUUUUGACAAAUUUGCAUUAUGACAACUGUCCCAUUUUAUCUAUAAUUCUUUGAUAUCUUUAAGCAUAUCAUUGAUAUUUGAUAUUAAAAUUUCUGAGGGAGCUAAUCCCCCCCCUCUCUGCCCACAGUCUUAGGCAGACAUGCAGCUCGCCUCUGUUCAAAAUAGGCUUGCUGAUAUCCAACCCACACUUUGCGUGUUUUUGUACUGGCUCUAGCCCUGCAAAGCCCAGGGAACCAAAACGCUGUCAAAAAAAAAAAAAAAUCCAGGACUGUUAUCGGAACAUUUCAGGUCUAUAAAUAUACUUUUUGCAUUUAUUUUGGAUUAUUGCACUCAUUGACCCCAAUUUAAGAAAUGUUGCACAUAUGCAACACUGGGCUUUAGUGAUAAUAAAGGAUAUUUAUUGACCUAUUUAAUAUGUUCCUAAAACACAAUUCACAACAAGCAGUUAUAUGUCUCCAAGUGAAUACUGCAAAGCGCCGUAAAUCUCUGAUCUUUUCUCUGUUCAUUAUGUAACAUGCAAAUGGUUCUAGAUGAGGCUUAUACAGAAGCAGUUCCUAUCACUAUUGAAGCAAGUUGGUCAGGUCUGUUGACAGAGAGCACAAUAGCUAUUGAAGCAAGUUGGUCAGGUCUGUUGACAGAGAGCACAAUAGCUAUUGAAGCAAGUUGGUCAGGUCUGUUGACAGAGAGCACAAUAGCUAUUGAAGCAAGUUGGUCAGGUCUGUUGACAGAGAGCACAAUAGCUAUUGAAGCAAGUUGGUCAGGUCUGUUGACAGAGAGCACAAUAGCUAUUGAAGCAAGUUGGUCAGGUCUGUUGACAGAGAGCACAAUAGCUAUUGAAGCAAGUUGGUCAGGUCUGUUGACAGAGAGCACAAUAGCUAUUGAAGCAAGUUGGUCAGGUCUGUUGACAGAGAGCACAAUAGCUAUUGAAGCAAGUUGGUCAGGUCUGUUGACAGAGAGCACAAUAGCUAUUGAAGCAAGUUGGUCAGGUCUGUUGACAGAGAGCACAAUAGCUAUUGAAGCAAGUUGGUCAGGUCUGUUGACAGAGAGCACAUUUUUCACGAUCACUUUAUCGUAG
Messenger RNA from Lingula anatina, 2862 nucleotides. RefSeq lists its product as uncharacterized. Lineage: Eukaryota; Metazoa; Brachiopoda; Lingulata; Lingulida; Lingulidae. The record is from RefSeq and is a predicted model, not a curated record.